AUGACCUCUAAAACAAUUGCUGUUGUUGGUGCUACGGGACAGCAGGGCGGCGCUGUAGCAAACCAUUUCCAUUCUCUAGGCUGGAAAGUUCGAGGUUUGACACGGAACCCCAAGUCCGACAAGUCGUCCGCCCUUGCCGCACGUCUCCCGGGCAUAGAGCUUGUUCAAGCCGACCUCGAUGACAAGGCCAGCUUGAAAACAGCGUUCCGUGGCGCGCAUGCAAUCUUCACGGUAACUGACUUCUUUGAGCCGUUCCUCGCCAAUGUCGCGGAGUUGUCAGCAAAAGGAGACCGAGCUGCCGGGGAGUUCGCUGCGGCCAUUGAGGUGCGCCGGGGUAAGAACAUGGCAGAUGCCGCCGGGGAGCUGCUGGCGGAGGACAGUGUUCUUGAACGAUAUAUCUGGUCUACAUUGCCUCCGGUCUCGAAGAUUAGCGGUGGAAAAUACACCUACGCAUUUAACUACGACUCGAAAGCAGAGAUCCAAGACUACAUCGUGUCCGACUUGCCUCAACUCGCUGUCAAGGCGAGUUUUCUCACCGUUGCGAUUUACACUAAUAUGCCGAUUGCCAUACUCAUGAUGGGCGGCGCUCAAUUUGACGCCGAAGGCAAGCUUAUCAACGCCGCGCCGGUCUCCGCAGAUGCGCCGCAGUACUUUGCUGAUGUCAGCGAGAUUGGAAAGUUCGUCGAGGCGCUGGUGAAGGCGCCUGCGGGCAAGAACAUGCUGGGUUACAACGGGCGCAAGUCGUUCGCGGAGGUUGCUGGCAUCGUGUCGGGCAUCACGGGCGUCCCGGGCACAGUCAUCCCGAUGACAGUGGAGCAGAUGGCCGCGUCGAUCCCCGGCGUUGGCAAGAUAUUCGGCACCGUUGCAUUUUGGGUGGACUUUGGUACAGAAACUGGUAGCAAACUGCUUACUCCGCAAGAGGUUGAUCCGAGCAUCAAAUUGAGUACUAUUGAGGAGGCCUUGGGAAAAGAGGACUGGGCUCAGGUGGCGGCGGUGAUCAAGCAAAGCCAAGAGUCCAAGUGA
This is a messenger RNA of Phaeoacremonium minimum UCRPA7, 1023 nucleotides long. Its product is annotated as putative hscarg protein. The record is from RefSeq and is a predicted model, not a curated record. The coding region runs from base 1 to 1023 and encodes 340 amino acids. NCBI's taxonomy places the organism in Eukaryota, Fungi, Ascomycota, Sordariomycetes, Togniniales, Togniniaceae. The transcript has 6 exons.